Molecule: messenger RNA, 1326 nt
Organism: Epithele typhae
Lineage: Eukaryota; Fungi; Basidiomycota; Agaricomycetes; Polyporales; Epitheliaceae
Exons: 1
Coding region: 1-1326 (441 amino acids)
Source: RefSeq, a predicted model, not a curated record
AUGCCUUCUUCGCCCGAGCUCUACGAGGACGUCCUGCGCACACUGUCCCGCCUCGUCUUCGCCUGCGUCCCGCCCGGCAAGUCCACCCUCAAGCUUGUCGACCCCGUCAGCGGCUCGCUCGACGAGUACAUGCUCCUCAAGAUGCCCGGCCCCAGCAAGCACUCCGUGUCUGGUUCCCGCGUGGGCUCGUCCCCCGCCGCCCUGCCCUCCAUGCUCUCCCGUGCGUACCUCGACGACGUCCUCGACGCCCUCAAAGACGCCGUCCGCGCGGACGCGCUCUCACCCACCCGCCUCUCGUACGCCUCCUCAGCGACGACGUCCGCCUCCGCGACGUGCGUCUCGCCCUCGACCCCGAGCGAGUCCGACAUCUACGACGCGCUCAAGGCCACCCAGGAAUCGUACACCGGCACCCCCGCCGGCGCCGCGCCCGAGCGCGAGGGCGACCUCGGCGAGUACACCCUCGCCCUCUUCCCGCCCGCCCCGCUCUCCCCCCACCGCCACGCGCGCUCGCCGUCCCCGCCGUCCAUGCUCAGCCCCUCUCCGCCCGGCAUCUCCGCGCGCUCGUCCACCACCCCCUUCCUCAACUUCCCGCUCUCGCGCUCCUCCGGCACCCGCACGCCCCCGCCGAAGCCCCGUCUUCCCUUCGCGCCUUCGCCCUCGCCCUCGCACGACGCGCCCGUCCCCGCCUGGGGCCGCCUCCCGCUCCCAUCCCGCCCCGUUGGGCUCGGCUUCGAGGGCCUCCUCGAGCACGAAGACGGCACUCCAUUCGGACUCGGGCUCCUCCCGCGCGAUGUCUCGCCCUCCGAGGCCGCGCGCGCCCGCCGUGCCCGCCGCACCGCCGCCGGGCUCGCGCAGGCAGCAGCGCACCCGGAGGGCCCUACACCCUCCGCACUCGUCAUCCCCCGCUCGCCCCCGCCGUCGUACAGCGCCACGGCGGCUUCGCCUGUCACCGGGCGCCGCGUGAGCAUGUCGCCGCCGCAGUCGCACCAGCAGCAACAACACCAGCAGCAGCAGCAGCAGCCGUGCCCGCUGGUGAACGCGACGACGCCGGUGUCAUACAACGCGCGCGCGACUCCCGGGGCGCCGGCCCGCCGCCAGCGCGCGUCCCUACCGGGGCCGGCGACGUACGGGCGGUUCGCGACGGUGCGCGAGGCGGGCGAGCGCGGCGGGAAGCGGUCGUCGCUCGAGGGCACGGGGGUCGGGAUCGGGGACGAGCUGCGGUUCUGGGCGUACUGGAUGACGCCGAUGAGCGAGGAGCGCGAGCGCGAGCGCGAGAGGGAGAGGGAGGGUGGAGAGAGGGAGCGGCGGCCGGUGUGGAGGCCGUGA